AUGGCCCCCAAAGUUUACUUUUCUCCUAGCAAAUUCCUCAUCUACGCCUGUCUUCUGCUGUUCUCUGUGCUACUGGCCCUUCGUCUGGAUGGCAUCAUUCAGUGGAGUUACUGGGCUGUCUUUGCUCCAAUAUGGCUGUGGAAGUUAAUGGUCAUUGCUGGAGCCUCAGUUGGAAGUGGAGUCUGGGCACGAAAUCCUCAAUAUCGAACAGAAGGAGAAACGUGUGUGGAGUUUAAAGCCAUGUUAAUUGCAGUGGGCAUCCACUUGCUGCUGUUGAUGUUUGAAGUUCUGGUCUGUGACAGGAUGGAGAGAGGAAGCCACUUCUGGCUUCUGGUCUUCAUGCCACUGUUCUUUGUUUCCCCGGUGUCUGUUGCAGCUUGUGUUUGGGGCUUUCGACAUGACAGGUCACUAGAGUUAGAAAUCCUGUGUUCUGUCAACAUUGUCCAAUUUAUAUUCAUUGCCUUAAGACUGGACAAGAUCAUCCACUGGUCCUGGCUUGUGGUUUGUGUCCCCCUGUGGAUUCUCAUGUCCUUCCUCUGCCUCGUGGUCCUCUACUACAUCGUGUGGUCUGUCUUGUUCUUGCGCUCGAUGGACAUGAUUGCAGAACAGCGAAGGACGCACAUCACAAUGGCGCUGAGCUGGAUGACUAUUGUCGUGCCUCUUCUUACUUUUGAGAAAAGUGAGAAGCUGGGGGGCCCAGCCACCGAAUCCCCCCCAACACUUGGCCAGGGCUCAAUCUCCAGACUGGCCGUGAGCCACCUAUGUGACAUCACAUGA
Molecule: messenger RNA, 777 nt
Organism: Cynocephalus volans (Philippine flying lemur)
Lineage: Eukaryota; Metazoa; Chordata; Mammalia; Dermoptera; Cynocephalidae
Product: transmembrane protein 185A-like
Exons: 6
Coding region: 1-777 (258 amino acids)
Cellular component (GO): dendrite
Source: RefSeq, a predicted model, not a curated record